CGCAUGAUACAUGCGAUUAGCCUUGGUUAGUUGGGUCUGAGUUUCCUCCCCACUUCCGACUAUAAAUAGUCUCCUUUCUUCGAUUCUGCAUCUCCCUUCGUAACCAGAAGACGCAGACGGAGGAACAAGGGAGAGGAGAGAAAGAGAGAAUAUAGACGGUCGGAGAGGGAGAGAGAAACGAAGGGAAACCCCAUUCGCUGAAGCUAAGCCCUCUCGCGUUUGGCUUUGUUCCUCUCUUUUCCACCAUAAUAUUGGCAGCACUUGAGAAUCUUCGUACAUCUCGCUUUCUCCUUCAGAUCUUAAAGGGAAUUUCUAAGGACUUUCUCUCUCGUUUUCUCGGAAAAGUUGUCCGCAAUAUUCUUGAACCAUACAACCAUGGUAUUCUGGGUUUUUGGCUAUGGUUCACUUGUGUGGAACCCAGGAUUUGAGUACGAUGAGAAAGUGAUAGGCUUCAUCAAGGACUAUAGGCGUGUAUUUGAUCUUGCAUGCAUUGAUCAUAGGGGUACACCUGAAUGCCCUGCACGAACUUGCACAUUGGAGCAGAAAGAAGGAGCCAUAUGCUGGGGUGCUGCGUUUUGUGUUCGGGGAAGUCCUGAAAGUGAAAGAAUGGCAAUGGAGUAUUUGGAGCGGAGGGAAUGUGAAUAUGAUGAAAAGACUCUUGUAAACUUCUACAGGGAAGGGGAUUCCUUGCAGCCUGCUUUAACAGGAGUUAUAGUGUUCACAUCCACUCCAGACAAAGAAUCAAACAAGUAUUACCUGGGGCCAGCUCCUUUGGAGGAAAUGGCCAGGCAAAUUGCAACUGCUUUUGGGCCUUGUGGAAAUAAUAGAGACUACCUUUUCCUGUUAGAAAAGGCCAUGUCUGAUAUUGGCCAUGAGGAUGAUAUGGUGAUAGAACUUGCUAAUGAGGUGCGGAAAGUGCUUGGGAUUGUAGGGAAAGGGGUUCUAAAGGAGAGGAAGUUGGUUGGACCAUCCCACAUUCCCCUCAAGUCCCACAUUCCCACCCUUCAACUGCAUCCUCUUCCAGAAGCAAUUGCCAUGGACUCCUAACAACAGAGGAUGUCAAAGGAAGAGGUUGCCAUGGAUUCCUGUCACCGGAGGAUGCUAAAUAUAGGAAUUGGAUACACAAGAAGAGCCCUGCUAACCCAUUUAUCGCCACCUUCCGUGUUGAAGUUCGUUCUACUAGGGAGAAGAUUUUCUGUUGCUUUUAGCAGUCUAUUUUGCGUUUUCUUUUUUCGGUCCACUUUCUACCUUCGUUUAGUUUACAUCCGAGUGCUGCAAGUGCUAACACCGGGUGUGAAAUUCGAAAGAGUCGCUAACAUUUUUUCACACGAGAUACACAAUGUAGAACACUGAUGAUGUUACCUUUCAGUUUCCAACCAAAGAGAAAUACAUCGUUAUUAUCAUGG
Molecule: messenger RNA, 1406 nt
Organism: Juglans microcarpa x Juglans regia
Lineage: Eukaryota; Viridiplantae; Streptophyta; Magnoliopsida; Fagales; Juglandaceae
Product: gamma-glutamylcyclotransferase 2-1-like
Exons: 9
Coding region: 376-1047 (223 amino acids)
Biological process (GO): glutathione catabolic process
Cellular component (GO): cytoplasm
Molecular function (GO): glutathione specific gamma-glutamylcyclotransferase activity; gamma-glutamylcyclotransferase activity
Source: RefSeq, a predicted model, not a curated record